Messenger RNA from Erinaceus europaeus (western European hedgehog), 6042 nucleotides. RefSeq lists its product as uncharacterized. The transcript is spliced from 6 exons. The coding region runs from base 1 to 6042 and encodes 2013 amino acids. NCBI's taxonomy places the organism in Eukaryota, Metazoa, Chordata, Mammalia, Eulipotyphla, Erinaceidae. The record is from RefSeq and is a predicted model, not a curated record.
AUGGCGGUCGGGGUGACUCCGGGCCGCCCCUGGGCUCCGUGUCCGGGACCUGCGGGGGACGGCGGUCGGGGUGACUCCGGGCCGCCCCUGGGCUCCGUGUCCGGGACCUGCAGGGACGGCGGUCGGGGUGACUCCGGGCACCUGGGCUCUGUGUCCGGGACCUGCGUGGACAGCGGUCGGGGUGACUCCGGGCACCUGGGCUCUGUGUCCGGGACCUGCGGGGACGGCGGUCGGGGUGACUCCGGGCCGCCCCUGGGCUCCGUGUCCGGGACCUGCGGGGACGGCGGUUGGGGUGACUCCGUACACUUGGGCUCCCUGUCCGGGACCUGCGGGGACGGUGGUCGGGGCUACUCCGGGCCGCCCCUGGGCUCCCUGUCCGGGACCUGCGGGGACGGCGGUCGGGGCGACUCGGGGCCGCACCUGGGCUCCGUGUCCGGGACCUGCAGGGCCGGCGGUCGGGGUGACUCCGGGCACUUGGGCUCCCUGUCCGGGACCUGCGGGGACGGUGGUCGGGGCGACUCUGGGCCGCCCCUGGGCUCCCUGUCCGGGACCUGCGGGGACGGCGGUCGGGGUGACUCCGGGCACCUGGGCUCCCUGUCCGGGACCUGCGGGGACGGCGGUCGGGGUGACUCCGGGCCGCCCCUGGGCUCCGUGUCCGGGACCUGCAGGGACGGCGGUCGGGGUGACUCGGGGCUGCCCCUGGGCUCCGUGUCCGGGACCUGCGGGGACGGCGGUCGGGGUGACUCCAGGCACUUGGGCUCUGUGUCCGGGACCUGCGGGGACGGCGGUCGGGGUGACUCCGGGCCGCCCCUGGGCUCCGUGUCCGGGACCUGCGGGGACGGCGGUCGGGGUGACUCCGUACACUUGGGCUCCCUGUCCGGGACCUGCGGGGACGGCGGUCGGGGUGACUCCGGGCCGCCCCUGGGCUCCGUGUCCGGGACCUGUGGGGACGGCGGUCGGGGUGACUCGGGGCUGCCCCUGGGCUCCGUGUCCGGGACCUGCGGGGACGGCGGUCGGGGUGACUCCGGGCACUUGGGCUCCGUGUCCGGGACCUGCGGGGACGGCGGUCGGGGUGACUCCGGGCCGCCCCUGGGCUCCGUGUCCGGGACCUGCGGGGACGGCGGUCGGGGUGACUCCGGGCACUUGGGCUCCCUGUCCGGGACCUGCGGGGACGGCGGUCGGGGUGACUCCGGGCACCUGGGCUCCGUGUCGGGGACCUGCAGGGCCGGCGGUCGGGGUGACUCCGGGCACUUGGGCUCCCUGUCCGGGACCUGCGGGGACGGUGGUCGGGGCGACUCUGGGCCGCCCCUGGGCUCCCUGUCCGGGACCUGCGGGGACGGCGGUCAGGGUGACUCCGGGCACCUGGGCUCCCUGUCCGGGACCUGCGGGGACGGCGGUCGGGGUGACUCCGGGCACUUGGGCUCCGUGUCCGGGACCUGCGGGGACGGCGGUCGGGGUGACUCCGGGCCGCCCCUGGGCUCCGUGUCCGGGACCUGCGGGGACGGCGGUCGGGGUGACUCGGGGCCGCCCCUGGGCUCCGUGUCCGGGACCUGCGGGGACGGCGGUCGGGGUGACUCGGGGCCGCCCCUGGGCUCCGUGUCCGGGACCUGCGGGGACGGCGGUCGGGGUGACUCGGGGCCGCCCCUGGGCUCCCUGUCCGGGACCUGCGGGGACGGCGGUCGGGGUGACUCCGUACACUUGGGCUCCCUGUCCGGGACCUGCGGGGUCGGCGGUCGGGGUGACUCCGGGCCGCCCCUGGGCUCAGUGUCCGGGACCUGCGGGGACGGCGGUCGGGGUGACUCCGUACACUUGGGCUCCCUGUCCGGGACCUGCGGGGACGGCGGUCGGGGUGACUUGGGGCCGCCCCUGGGCUCCGUGUCCGGGAACUGCGGGGACGGCGGUCGGGGUGACUCCGGGCACCUGGGCUCCGUGUCCGGGACCUGCGGGGACGGCGGUCGGGGCGACUCGGGGCCGCACCUGGGCUCCGUGUCAGGGACCUGCGGGGACGGCGGUCGGGGCUACUCCCGGCCGCCCCUGGGCUCCGUGUCCGGGACCUGCGGGGACAGCGGUCGGGGCGACUCGGGGCCGCACCUGGGCUCCGUGUCCGGGACCUGCGGGGACAGCGGUCGGGGCUACUCCGGGCACUUGGGCUCCCUGUCCGGGACCUGCGGGGAUGGCGGUCGGGGUGACUCCGGGCCGCCCCUGGGCUCCGUGUCCGGGACCUGCGGGGACGGCCUUCGGGGUGACUCCGGGCCGCCCCUGGGCUCCCUGUCCGGGACCUGCGGGGACGGCGGUCGGGGUGACUCCGGGCACCUGGGCUCCGUGUCCGGGACCUGCGGGGACGGCGGUCGGGGCGACUCGGGGCCGCACCUGGGCUCCGUGUCAGGGACCUGCGGGGACGGCGGUCGGGGCUACUCCGGGCCGCCCCUGGGCUCCCUGUCCGGGACCUGCGGGGACGGCGGUCGGGGCGACUCGGGGCCGCACCUGGGCUCCGUGUCCGGGACCUGCGGGGACAGCGGUCGGGGCUACUCCGGGCACUUGGGCUCCCUGUCCGGGACCUGCGGGGAUGGCGGUCGGGGUGACUCCGGGCCGCCCCUGGGCUCCGUGUCUGGGACCUGCGGGGGACGGCGGUCGGGCGGUCGGGGUGACUCCGGGCACCUGGGCUCUGUGUCCGGGACCUGCGGGGACGGCGGUCGGGGUGACUCCGGGCCGCCCCUGGGCUCCGUGUCCGGGACCUGCGGGGACGGCGGUUGGGGUGACUCCGUACACUUGGGCUCCCUGUCCGGGACCUGCGGGGACGGCGGUCGGGGUGACUCCGGGCACCUGGGCUCCCUGUCCGGGACCUGCGGGGACGGCGGUCGGGGUGACUCCGGGCCGCCCCUGGGCUCCGUGUCCGGGACCUGCGGGGACGGCGGUCGUGGUGACUCCGUACACUUGGGCUCCCUGUCCGGGACCUGCGGGGACGGCGGUCGGGGUGACUCCGGGCCGCCCCUGGGCUCCGUGUCCGGGACCUGCGGGGACGGCGGUCGGGGUGACUCGGGGCCGCCCCUGGGCUCCGUGUCCGGGACCUGCGGGGACGGCGGUCGGGGUGACUCCGGGCACUUGGGCUCCGUGUCCGGGACCUGCGGGGACGGCGGUCGGGGUGACUCCGGGCCGCCCCUGGGCUCCGUGUCCGGGACCUGCGGGGACGGCGGUCGGGGUGACUCCGGGCACUUGGGCUCCCUGUCCGGGACCUGUGGGGACGGCGGUCGGGGUGACUCCGGGCACCUGGGCUCCGUGUCGGGGACCUGCAGGGCCGGCGGUCGGGGUGACUCCGGGCACUUGGGCUCCCUGUCCGGGACCUGCGGGGACGGUGGUCGGGGCGACUCUGGGCCGCCCCUGGGCUCCCUGUCCGGGACCUGCGGGGACGGCGGUCAGGGUGACUCCGGGCACCUGGGCUCCCUGUCCGGGACCUGCGGGGACGGCGGUCGGGGUGACUCCGGGCACUUGGGCUCCGUGUCCGGGACCUGCGGGGACGGCGGUCGGGGUGACUCGGGGCUGCCCCUGGGCUCCGUGUCCGGGACCUGCGGGGACGGCGGUCGGGGUGACUCGGGGCCGCCCCUGGGCUCCGUGUCCGGGACCUGCGGGGACGGCGGUCGGGGUGACUCCGGGCCGCCCCUGGGCUCCGUGUCCGGGACCUGCGGGGACGGCGGUCGGGGUGACUCGGGGCCGCCCCUGGGCUCCCUGUCCGGGACCUGCGGGGACGGCGGUCGGGGUGACUCCGUACACUUGGGCUCCCUGUCCGGGACCUGCGGGGUCGGCGGUCGGGGUGACUCCGGGCCGCCCCUGGGCUCAGUGUCCGGGACCUGCGGGGACGGCGGUCGGGGUGACUCCGUACACUUGGGCUCCCUGUCCGGGACCUGCGGGGACGGCGGUCGGGGUGACUCGGGGCCGCCCCUGGGCUCCGUGUCCGGGAACUGCGGGGACGGCGGUCGGGGUGACUCCGGGCACUUGGGCUCCGUGUCCGGGACCUGCGGGGACGGCGGUCGGGGUGACUCCGGGCACCUGGGCUCCGUGUCCGGGACCUGCGGGGACGGCGGUCGGGGCGACUCGGGGCCGCACCUGGGCUCCGUGUCAGGGACCUGCGGGGACGGCGGUCGGGGCUACUCCGGGCCGCCCCUGGGCUCCGUGUCCGGGACCUGCGGGGACGGCGGUCGGGGCGACUCGGGGCCGCACCUGGGCUCCGUGUCCGGGACCUGCGGGGACAGCGGUCGGGGCUACUCCGGGCACUUGGGCUCCCUGUCCGGGACCUGCGGGGAUGGCGGUCGGGGUGACUCCGGGCCGCCCCUGGGCUCCGUGUCCGGGACCUGCGGGGACGGCGGUCGGGGUGACUCCGGGCACCUGGGCUCUGUGUCCGGGACCUGCGUGGACAGCGGUCGGGGUGACUCCGGGCACCUGGGCUCUGUGUCCGGGACCUGCGGGGACGGCGGUCGGGGUGACUCCGGGCCGCCCCUGGGCUCCGUGUCCGGGACCUGCGGGGACGGCGGUUGGGGUGACUCCGUACACUUGGGCUCCCUGUCCGGGACCUGCGGGGACGGCGGUCGGGGUGACUCCGGGCACCUGGGCUCCCUGUCCGGACCUGCGGGGACGGCGGUCGGGGUGACUCCGGGCCGUCCCUGGGCUCCGUGUCCGGGACCUGCGGGGACGGCGGUCGGGGUGACUCCGGCCGGCGGUCGGGGUGACUCCGGGCACUUGGGCUCCCUGUCCGGGACCUGCGGGGACGGUGGUCGGGGCGACUCUGGGCCGCCCCUGGGCUCCCUGUCCGGGACCUGCGGGGACGGCGGUCAGGGUGACUCCGGGCACCUGGGCUCCCUGUCCGGGACCUGCGGGGACGGCGGUCGGGGUGACUCCGGGCACUUGGGCUCCGUGUCCGGGACCUGCGGGGACGGCGGUCGGGGUGACUCCGGGCCGCCCCUGGGCUCCGUGUCCGGGACCUGCGGGGACGGCGGUCGGGGUGACUCGGGGCCGCCCCUGGGCUCCGUGUCCGGGACCUGCGGGGACGGCGGUCGGGGUGACUCGGGGCCGCCCCUGGGCUCCGUGUCCGGGACCUGCGGGGACGGCGGUCGGGGUGACUCGGGGCCGCCCCUGGGCUCCCUGUCCGGGACCUGCGGGGACGGCGGUCGGGGUGACUCCGUACACUUGGGCUCCCUGUCCGGGACCUGCGGGGUCGGCGGUCGGGGUGACUCCGGGCCGCCCCUGGGCUCAGUGUCCGGGACCUGCGGGGACGGCGGUCGGGGUGACUCCGUACACUUGGGCUCCCUGUCCGGGACCUGCGGGGACGGCGGUCGGGGUGACUCGGGGCCGCCCCUGGGCUCCGUGUCCGGGAACUGCGGGGACGGCGGUCGGGGUGACUCCGGGCACCUGGGCUCCCUGUCCGGGACCUGCGGGGACGGCGGUCGGGGUGACUCCGGGCACCUGGGCUCCGUGUCCGGGACCUGCGGGGACGGCGGUCGGGGUGACUCCGGGCCGCCCCUGGGCUCCGUGUCCGGGACCUGCGGGGACGGCGGUCGGGGUGACUCCGGGCACCUGGGCUCCCUGUCCCAGGACCUGCGGGGACGGCGGUCGGGGACCUGCGGGGACGGCGGUCGGGGUGACUCCGGGCCGCCCCUGGGCUCCCUGUCCGGGACCUGUGGGGACGGCGGUCGGGGUGACUCCGGGCACCUGGGCUCCGUGUCCGGGAACUGCGGGGAUGGCGGUCGGGGUGACUCCGGGCCGCCCCUGGGCUCCCUGUCUGGGACCUGCGGGGACAGCAGUCGGGGUGACUCCGGGCACCUGGGCUCCCUGUCCGGGACCUGCGGGGACGGCGGUCGGCUUAUCCUGGUGCCUUCUCCUCAUGAGCUUAAUCUGGAGAGUGCAGGGGGAGGCCACUGUGCUUGUAAACACGGAGGGCACAUGGACGCCUUUCUGGGGGCUGUCAGAGUUUUUAACAACCUGGAGGAUGAGAUCUAUGGCUUCAGCCCCCCAAAUAUGAAUGAACUGUCCAGUACCAGGAGAUCGGGGUGA